Messenger RNA from Cygnus olor (mute swan), 2981 nucleotides. It is a transcript of the gene ZNF668, whose product is annotated as zinc finger protein 668. The transcript has a single exon. Bases 158 to 2800 code for a protein of 880 amino acids. Lineage: Eukaryota; Metazoa; Chordata; Aves; Anseriformes; Anatidae. The record is from RefSeq and is a predicted model, not a curated record.
UGGCACCCGCGGGGACGUCCCCGUCCCCCCGGCGCCCACCGGGAAGCCGGGGCGCCGCUUCCGGUGUCCCGCCCGCGCCGAGACCUUCCCCGGCGCCACCGGUGCCACCACCAGGUCCAGGAGUGCCACCACCAGGUCCGGAGGUGCCACCGCGGUGAUGGAGGAACCCAUGGGUGCCACCACCAGGUCCCGAGGUGCCACCGCCACCAGGUCCCGCGGUGCCACCGCCACCAGGUCCGGAGGUGCCACCACCAGGUCCAGAGGUGCCGCCGCCACCAGGUCCCGAGCCGCCACGGCCACCGCGGCGUCCGAAGCGUCCCCAGAUGCCACCACCGCCACCUCCGGAGGUGACGCCACCCCCAUGGAUGUCCCCGAAGCACCUGGAGAUGCCGGCGCCGCGAUGGACGUGGCCAAAACACCUGGAGAUGCCACCACAGGGUCUCAAGGUGCCACCACAGGGUCUCAAGGUGCCACCACCAGGUCUCGAGGUGCCACCACCAGGUCCAGAGAUGCCACCACCACCUCCAGAGGUGCCACCACCACCUCCAGAAGUGCCACCACCACCUCCAGAGGUGCCACCACCCGGUCCCGCGGUGCCACCAAAGCGUCCGCAGAUGCCACCACCGCGACGGCCGCCUCCAGAGCCACCACCAGCGCCGCGCCGCACGCACCCGAAGCCCCCGGAGAUGCCCCCAAACCCCCCGCAGAUGCCCCCAAACCCCCCGGCGAUGCCUCCGAAGCCCCCGGAGAUGCCUCCAAAACCCCUGGAGAUGCCGCCAAACCCCCCGGAGACACCACCGGAGCCCCCGGAGAUGCCACCGCCGCCGAGCCCGCCGCCGGCGCGCCGUGCUCCGCCUGCCCUCGCCCCGCUCCCCCUUUCCCCUGCGCCGCCUGCCCCAAAUCCUACGGCACCCUCUCCAAGCUGACCAUCCACCAGCGCGCCCACACCGGCGAACGCCCCUUUUCCUGCCCGGAUUGCCCCAAAUCUUUCGCCGACCCUUCGGUUUACCGCAAACACCGGCGGGGCCACGCCGGCCUUCGGCCUCACCGCUGCGGCGCCUGCCCCAAAGCCUACGCCGAGCGCAAGGACCUCCGCAACCACCAGCGCAGCCACACGGGCGAGCGGCCCUUCCUGUGCGCCGAGUGCGGCAAGAGCUUCGGCCGCUCGUCCUCGCUCGCCUGCCACCAGCGCAUCCACGCGCCGCGCAAGCCCUACGCCUGCGGCACCUGCGGCAAGUCCUUCACCCAGCUCUCCUCCUACCAGAGCCACCAGCGCGUCCACACCGGCGAGCGGCCCUACCUGUGCCCGCAGUGCGGCCGGAUGUUCUCCGACCCCUCCAGCUACCGGCGGCACCAGCGGGCGCACCAAGGCGUCAAGCCCUACGGUUGCGGCGAGUGCGGCAAGGCCUUCCGGCAACCGGCCGACCUGGCCGUGCACCGGCGGACCCACACGGGCGAGCGGCCCUGGCGCUGCGGCGAGUGCGGCAAAGCCUUCGUGGCCUCCUGGGACCUCAAGCGGCACCGCUUGACCCACACGGGCGAGCGGCCCUGGCGCUGCGGCGAGUGCGGCAAAGGCUUCGGCGAGCGGGCGGCGCUGGGCAAGCACCGGCGGACGCACUCGGGCGAGCGGCCCUACGCCUGCGGGCGCUGCGGGAAGGGCUUCGGCGGCGCCUCGGGGCUGCGCAAGCACGAGAGGACGCACGGCAAGCGGGAGGGGGACGAGGGCCACAAGGUGGCCGCCGGGCCGGGCUGCGGGGCAGUGGCUACUGGAGUUCAAGGUUUGGCCGCCAACGUGGCUGCUGGAGUCGGACGGAACGUGGCCGCCGGUGUUGGCCAUGAUAUGGGGGCUCAACCGGGCCACAAUAUGGCUACCGUCGGCCACGACAUGGCCGCCGGCGUUGGCCACGAUCUCGGUGCUCAACCAGGCCACAAUAUGGCCACCGUUGGCCACGACAUGGCCACUGGACUUGGGGCCAACAUGGCCACCGGGCUUGGGCCCAGCAUGGCCACGGGACUUGCCCACAACAUGGCCACCGCACCGGGACGCAUCAUGGCCGCCGCCUCCGAUCGCGACAUGGCCGUCGUCACGCCGGGUCACGGCAUGGCCGCCGCCGGGGGACCCAUGGACUGCGGUGGCCUCAAUAUGGCCGCCGCCUUUGGCGCCCCCAACAUGGCCGCCCCCAUGGGGGGCCCCAACAUGGCCGCCCCCAGCGUGGCCACACCCAAUAUGGCCGCCCCCAGCGUGGCCACACCCAAUAUGGCUGCCGCCAUGGGAGGCCCCAACAUGGCCAUCCUCGGGGCGGGCCCCAAAAUGGCCGCCCCCAUGGGGGGGCCCAAUAUGGCCACCCCCAACAUGGCCACACCCAAUAUGGCCGCCUCAAAUAUAGCCACACCCAAUAUGGCCGCCUCUAACAUGGCCACGCCCAAUAUGGUUGCCUCUAAUAUGGCCGCACCCAAUAUGGCUGCUCCCAACUUGGCCACACCCAACAUGGCCGCCCCCAACAUGGCCACGCCCAACAUGGCCACGCCCAACAUGGCCGCCUCCAAUAUGGCCGCCCCCAGCACGGCCACACCCAACAUGGCCGCCCCCCAGGGCGGCCCCAACAUGGCGGCCCCGGGGGCGUGUCCCGCAGGCCCCGCCCCCCCGGAGCCCCGCCCCUUCGCCUGCCCGCUCUGCCCCAAGCGCUUCGGGGCGCGGGCGGGGCUGCGCAAGCACCAGCGACGUCACGGCCCCGCCCCCUCCCCGCAGGCCACGCCCCCUACCCGGGGGGCGGAGCCGCAGCCAGGCCCCGCCCCCUGACGGGGGGGGGGGCGGCGGGCUGCGUGAGGGGGCGGGGCCUUUCCUCAGAGCCCCGCCCUUAAACUCAAAGGAAGGGCGGGGCCUCCGGAGCCCCUCCUUAUUUGGGGGGUGUGGUUUGGGGGCGGGGCUUGCCGAGGCCACGCCCCCCGGUGUUUAUUGCAAAUAAAGUGGCUGAAUCGGC